AUGCAGGAGGAAGGGGCUCAGGUGAACAAAGCCCACAAAGCCAAACUCGUCGGCAACAAGGCGGCCGCGCGGGAGGGGCUGCGAAAGCGCCGCGCCGGUCUCGACACGGAGCCGAAUCGUGGGAGCAACCCACGCGCCUUCCAAGGCCCCGCCGCGGGUGGACGAAAGGCGCAAAAACUCCUUCGCAGCGCGGAAAAACGCGAGGCCGCGUUGCACCUCCCGGAGGUCGACAAAACCCUCCGCGGGGUCGUCCAGGAGGAGCCCCCGUUGCUCGUGGUGGUGGUAGGCCCCCCAGGGGCGGGCAAGACGACGCUGAUUCGCUCCCUCGUGCGAUUUUACGCAGGGAGGGGGUUGCAACAGGUGCGGGGUCCGAUCACGGUCGUCGCGGGGCGAGGUCGACGGCUGACGUUCGUGGAAUGCCCGAAUCGCCUGGAUGCGAUGUGCGAUCUCGCCAAGAUCGCCGACCUCGUGCUGCUGAUGGUCGACGGGAGUUACGGGUUUGAGAUGGAAACGUUCGAGUUCCUGACGAUCGCGCAGGUGCAUGGCUUUCCACGAAUGUUCGGCGUCGUAUCGCAUCUGGAUCAGCUGAAAACCGGGAAGGCGCUUAAAAAGCGGAAGAAGUUUCUUCGCCAUCGCUUUUGGCAUGAGGUCGCGGCCGGGGCGAAGUUGUUGUGUUUGGCGCCGAUGAUUCGCGGGAUGUAUCGCCCGUCGGAUGUGCUGAAUUUGCAUAGGUUGUUGAUUUCCGUCGAGCCGAAGGUGCAGUCCUGGCGAAACACCCACAGCUGUGUGUUGAUUGAUCGAUUUGAGGAUCUCACGGAUCCCGAUCAGAUCGCGCGGAACCCGGGAGGGGAUCGGACGAUUGCGUUUUAUGGCUACACCCGAGGUCGCCCGAUGCGCGAGGCGCAGCUCGUGCACCUCCCGGGCCUCGGCGACUUUCCGAUUCAUCACCUCUCGCAUCAAAACGACCCGUGUGAGUUGGAAACGCGGAAGUCCGGGAAGUCCAAAGCCCACCGGGCGCGGCAUUUAAGCCAGAAGGAAAGGAAAAUCCACGCCCCGUUUUGCGAUGUCGGGGGGAUUCUCUACGACAACGACGCCAUCUACGUCCACGAGGAUGCCGAACGCGCGUUGAUUGAGCGGGGUGGGGAGGGGUUGGAGCUCCUCCGCGAGCUCCAACGCGCGGAGCCGAUGGAUGCGCGGAAGACCCCUUUAAGCGUCGUCCGUCGCCCCGUGGUGUUUCGGGAUGAGGAAACGAUGGAGUUGGCGAUGGGGGAGGUCCGCUUGCCCUCCGAUCCCGACGACGACGACGACGAGGAGGACAAUAGCAGCGAGGCGGGGAGCCUUCCCGACGCGGAUCGCCUUCGCGGAAGGACCCAUGCCGACUCCUUUUCCGACCCCUCUCAAGGCGUGAAAGGGGGGGAGGGCAGUUUAGAUGAAUACGGCCAAUCCGAUACCCCAAGCGAGGCGAGCGCGAAGGAACAGGAGGCGGUGGGAGGGAUGGAACCGCGCCGGUUUGACGAUCCCGAUUCCGUUCGGAUUCUUCACCCCGUGUAUGGGUGGUUUGAUGAGGCGAGCGAGGCCUCCAAUCGGCGAUUACGCGAGCUCAAGGAUCUCUUCGUUACCGGGAACUGGAAAUCCGGCGAGGCGGACGACGACGACGACGAAGAUGACGAGGUGAACAGCAAAGGCUACGAAAGCGAGGAUAGCGAGUUUGAGGCGCAAAUGCGCGGUGAGAAGCCGCUUUCAAAAACCAAGAAGAUUCGUUUUCCCGACGAUUCCGGGGAGGAGGGCGAGGAGGAGGAGGAGGAGGCUCAGGCGCCGAACAAUAGGGGGGCCCGCAAGGGAUCCGACGCACUUGCGGGCGUGAAGUACUCAAGUAAAGAAUCCUUCGCGUGGGGGGCUUUUUCCAAGGAUUCGGACCCCACCUAUGGGGCUCGCGCGCCCGGCAACAAGGGGAAAAAGGGAUCCAAAUCGGGCAACAAUGGCGAGGAUGAUUACGAUAUUCUCGCCGACGACGGCUCCCAUGUGGAGGAGUCCGGGAAAGGCGCCGGGUCUGGAGGUGAUGAAGCUCUGGAUGCGCUCGUCGUGAGCUUUUUGAAUCGGGAAUCCACGACCGGGGGGGGCCCUUCGAAGGAUUCGACUACCAACGGUGACGACGAGGGGAUUCAAUUUUACAACGAAAAGGAUCGCCAGACGAGGCGAAAUGCGCGCGCCACCGGCGAGGAGGACGACGAGAGUGCAUUAGUGAUGCGCGGCGCGAAACUCACCCCUGAGCAGGAGCGUUUGAUGCAAAAGAAGAUGGAGAAGAAGAAGGUCUUUGACGAGGAAUACGAUCUCACCGGGGGCGCCGUGGGGUCGUCGUCGAAGAAGAACAUGACCUUCAGCUAUUAUCAUCAACUCAACCGCAGGGAGGAGGAGCGAAAGGAGCUGAUAAGCGGGACCCUCAAACAGUUCGGCGACGAUCUUGAGAAGAAAAUUCAGCUCGUUGGCUACUUCAGUGGGUUGUAUGUGCGUUUUGUUCUCGAGAACAUUCCGGUGGAGUUUGUGAACCUGUUCGAUCCUUGUCUACCCCUUCUGGCGGGGGGCUUGAACCCCGGCGAGGAUGAAUUUCGCAUCGUCCGUGCGAAGCUCAAGCGCCACCGUUGGUACCCUAAAAUCCUCAAAGCGCAGGAUCCGUUGCUGAUUUCGAUGGGUUGGCGCCGCUUCCAGACGCAGCCGAUCUUCGCCUCGGAGGAUCCCAACGGGCGGCAUCGCUACCUCAAAUAUACCCCUCUUCAUAUGCAUUGUGAGGCGGCUUUUUACGCGCCGGUGGUGCCGCCGAACACCGGGUUUUUAGCCAUUCCCGUACGCGAUCAGCGUACGCCGAACUUUCGCAUUUCCUGCUCCGGCUACACCGUCGGCAACGAUGAUACCUCGGAGAUUACGAAGAAGCUGAAGCUGACGGGAACCCCCGCGAAGAUCGAGAAGACGACCGUCUUCAUUAAAGGGAUGUUCGGGAGUGAGAUGGAGGCGACGAAGUUCGUCGGCGCGAAGCUGAAGGCCGUUUCCGGCGUCCGUGGGAUUAUCAAAUCCGCCCCGAAGGGCAAACAAGGGAUGGUGCGGGCGACCUUUGAGGAUAAGAUUUUCCCCUCCGAUAUCGUUUUUAUUCGCGCGUGGAAGCGGGUGGAGCCGCCGAAGUACUGCUCGAUUCAGCGGAAUCUCGUCGAUCCAAACUGGGUGGGCAUGCGCACGAUGCGGGAGCUGCGCUGGGAUUACGGCGUUCCCCUCAAGACGAACAAGGAUUCCGAAUACCGCGAGAUCAAACGCCGCCACCGCGUCGUCGAGGAGGGUGAGGACCUCAACGCCCAGAACGUGCUGCUCUCACGAAAUAUGAAGAUGCAGCUGCCGUACGACAUGAAGGAGGAGUUUAUUCCGAUCAAACCGACGAAUGAGCUGCAGGAACGCAUCCGUGGGGCGACGACGGUAGCGCCCGAGCCGCGAGAGCUGCGUCGUCAAGCCCUGCUCGAUACCUUUGAGGAUCGCGCGGAUGCGAUGACGAAGGUGAAAGAAAUGGCAAGAAAGCGCGCGCGCGAGCGCGCCGCGAAGGAGGCUGAGAAGGAGUGUGAGGAGUACGCGCGCGGGCUGAAGAAAGCGAAGAAGGAUACCUCGCGCAUGCGGGAGUUCCGUAGUCAACACAAAUCCAGGCACUGA
Molecule: messenger RNA, 3687 nt
Organism: Phytomonas sp. EM1
Lineage: Eukaryota; Euglenozoa; Kinetoplastea; Trypanosomatida; Trypanosomatidae
Source: the annotation of a GenBank genome assembly